AUGUCGUUACAUUUCACCCCCUUCGACGUCGUCACCAACACGCCCUUUUCCGGGGCAGCCCGCUCGGCAUCGUGUCCGUGUCGGCCGACAGACAACCUCUCAGCCAGGACCAGAAGCAGCUCAUCGCGCGCGCGCGCCUCGCCCCGCCUCGACAUCUUCACCCCACUCGCCGAGAUCCCGUUCGCCCGCCCGCCACCCCCCACCGUCGGCGUCGCCAAUUUACCUCCUGCACCACGUGCGUCUGGGGUCUGCGAAGCCGCGGGGUUGGUCCCCUUCAAAGAAGAACAGGACAAAAGGCGAAGACGAAGACGGAGGAGGAAAAGGAGGAAAGGGGGCGCCCAGUUAGUUAGUAUCGUGAACAGCACGACGACAGCCGUCGUGGCGCGGGCUCCCGGACCUGGAGACGCCCGCGAGGCAGACAAGAGACGCAAAUCGGAUACGAAAGUCACGCUUGGAUCUCCGGCGAAGGAUAAUCUUAGGUAG
Messenger RNA from Daldinia caldariorum, 483 nucleotides. RefSeq lists its product as uncharacterized. Lineage: Eukaryota; Fungi; Ascomycota; Sordariomycetes; Xylariales; Hypoxylaceae. The record is from RefSeq and is a predicted model, not a curated record. The transcript has 2 exons. The coding region runs from base 1 to 483 and encodes 160 amino acids.